Messenger RNA from Lodderomyces theae, 378 nucleotides. RefSeq names its product Dad2p (gene DAD2). Gene Ontology annotation, cellular component: DASH complex; mitotic spindle midzone; mitotic spindle. Lineage: Eukaryota; Fungi; Ascomycota; Pichiomycetes; Serinales; Debaryomycetaceae. The transcript has a single exon. Gene Ontology annotation, biological process: attachment of spindle microtubules to kinetochore; mitotic cell cycle. The record is from RefSeq and is a predicted model, not a curated record. The coding region runs from base 1 to 378 and encodes 125 amino acids.
AUGGCAAGACAAAACACUGCUAUAUAUCAAAAGAUUGCUGAAAAGAGAGCUAAUUUGGAACUCCUACGAGAAUUCAAAACAUUAACUGACGAAUUAGCCAACGAAUUGGAACUGAUUGGCGACCGAUUGGAAACAGUGAGAGAUGGAACAAGUAGUGUUGCCUUGAUCCUUUCAAACUGGCAACGCAUAAUCCAGUCUAUAUCAUUGGCCUCGUUAUGUUUGUUGAAGCUGACAAAUGGCCCAAGUGUGGAUCGAGACGCGUACCCUGAGCCAUUAAUUAGGAUAAAUUUAAACGAAAGCGACAACAAUGAACAAGAGGAAAUCGUAGACGAAGAACAACAAGAAGAAAAUUCAGAAGAAAGUGGUGGUGCUAGCUAA